Messenger RNA from Erigeron canadensis, 2972 nucleotides. RefSeq lists its product as uncharacterized. The coding region runs from base 197 to 2455 and encodes 752 amino acids. The transcript has 10 exons. The record is from RefSeq and is a predicted model, not a curated record. Lineage: Eukaryota; Viridiplantae; Streptophyta; Magnoliopsida; Asterales; Asteraceae.
UCCCUGUCUCCCAAUUUUCGCCGACUGCUUCGUCACAACCUAUACAUAAACAUACACACAUAUAUACAUACAGUUUUCGCUAUAUCUAUAUCACCAUCUCUUCGCCGCCUUUCGGACGCGUCGAGUCUCUCACCGAUCGUCGGCGAUCUUUCAACACCGUCAUACUUCUCGUUGUGGAGAAGAGCUUUUAGCAUAGAUGCCUGUUGCAAAACUUUUGGAUACUAGCACACCAGAUGCCAUGAUUGCGGAGGAGACGACAAGUUCUUUGGAUACUUUCAUCAGACAAGCAGUUGGGAAGGAGCCCUUUUUCUCAUUCUCAAGGACUGGGGACAACCCUUUGCAGUGGAUACAGUUUCUUCAUACCAUGGAUCAGCCAGAUCUCCCUGGUUGGCCUUUGUUGACUCCUGUGAAGGUUCAAAUGCAGAAAUGUGAUAAGUGUGCCCAUGAGUUCUGCUCGCCUAUAAACUAUCGGAGACAUAUAAGAGUGCAUCGACGGUCUAUGAAUUUUCCUAAGGAGCCUCAGAAGUUCAGGGAUAUAUUAGGAACAUUUUGGGAUAAGCUCGAAUAUGAUAAAGCAAAGGAGAUUAUGUCUCUUAAGGAUGUUAAUCUGGAGGAAGUUCCAGGCGUGUCUGUAGUAAGGAAUAUUGUAAGUAAUAUAAGGAACCCGAUGUUUUUCUCUCUUCCACAAGCAUAUGUGAAAGCUGGCUCUGCUUUAGUGGAUAUUAUCCAAGGUAGACCUUCCAGUUUGCCAAUUUCUUCCCAGGAUCUAUUCAGUUUGCUUGAUGAUGCUAGUGAGGGAACUUUCUUAUGUGCCGGAACAGCCAAAUCAUUGCACAAAUAUGUCUUCGACGGUGAAGUGGGGAAAGUUGGCCUUGAAAUUAGAAAUUUAAUUGCUUGCACAACUUUGCUUGUUGAGCAAGAAUUGGUGAAGGCAUGGUUUGCAGACAAAGAUGUUGAAGCUUUAAGAUGUCAGAAGCUGCUUGUAGAAGAAGAGGAAGCUGCUAAAAGGAGGCAAUCUCAGCUGUUAGAAAGGAAAAGACGAAGGAAACUUCGACAGAAGGAACAGAGGGCAAGGGAUGGCUUGAAGGCAGAAGUAUACCCUGCUUCUGAUAUAUUUAAGAGCAUCCCAUCAGCAGAUAGUUCUAGCCCUCAGGUGUCUCCAGAGGCCGAUCAUCUCAUCCCAGAUGAGUAUGCAGUCGCAACUCUUGAUCCCACUCAGCUCUCACACAAUGAAGAAGUCAGUCAUAUUGAUCAUUCAGAUAUUUGUACUGAACAAGAGAGGAUGCAUGGGAAUGGUUCACAGGAUCUCAUUCCACAAUGGGAGGUGCCAAAAAAAUCACCAAGAGCUAGUCGUAAUGCUUUUCGCAGUAAUCAGAAUGGCAAUGUGAUAAAAUGGGAGCAUGCACACAAGCAUAGGGAACAAAAGAUUAACGGCGGUAAAGUUUGGACCAGGAAACCUAGAUCCGAAAAUGGAGAGGUUAUACAAUCAAGAGUACACAAUAGUACAAUUAAUCAAACUAUUCAGAGCAACUGUCAACUUAUGAUUGGUUCCAUAUCUGUGACUCUGAGAAACUCUACAGGCCAGCAUCAAGUAAAUAGUCAACUUGACUUUAAAGAAAAUGGUACCACAGAAAUCAAGACCAAAGGUGCCCAAAAUGAUGCCGAACAUUCCAAUGUUAAGUUUUGUAAGCCACGACAUGACACCGGAGGUCAGUUGGCAGAUAAAAGCAAUCGCCAAAUAUUGGAAGAGGACGCAACAUCAGAAAGAGGCACUGACCAAACUCUGUUUAAUGAGAAUCAUCAAAAAUCUUGCAAUUUGAAUGGACUUGACAGUAAGGGUACCAAUGAUUCCAAUGUACAGGCAGAAGAUGGUGCUAAGGCGAAGAGAAUCUCUAUUGACAGUCAGCAAAAUGGCGCCCACCACUCUAGUGUCAAGUUUUGGAAGCCACGGCACGACACAGGAGGUCAGUUAGUAGAUAGAAGCAAUAGUCAAAUAUUGGAAGGCGAUGCAGCAUCAGAAAGAGGCACUGACCAAACUCUGUCUAACGAGAGCCAUAAAAAUUCAUGCAAUUUGAAUGGACUUGACAGCAAGGAUACCAAUGAUUCUUAUGUACAGGCAGAAGAUGGUGCCAAGGCACAGAGAGUACCGUUCUCUGUUGACGCAGCAAAAGCUUUUCUUUCUCAGAGAUGGAAGGAGGCAAUUUCAGGGGACCAUGUGGAGCUGGUUCUAACGUCAGCACUCGAGCCACCAGGGCAACUUGAUGGUCAAGAUGAUCAUCAAGUUUCUGCAGCUCAAGAGUACAUCCUUCAUGGUGGUCCGAAGGGUCAAGUAGGGAAAACAGUGGGUAUCAAUUCUUCAACCCAUGCAACUGUUGAACCAAAGUUUAGGAAAAAAACUGAUAAAAGCAUCAAAACAAAGUACAUUCCAAAACAGAGAGCCUUUACUAGCGGAUAGAAGCUUAAGGAAUUAAAAUCAUUUCUAGAUUCAUCUCCUUAUACCCAACCAUGUGCAAUUUGAUUGACCUGAUACUGUUUAUUUACCUUGUUAUUGGCCAGAGUACCUGUUUUGCCAUUGGGUCUUCUGUCUCGUUUUUAACAAAGAUUUAAAAGAGAGAAGAUAUUUUCAUACAGUAGUUUUUAGUUUCGGUUUCUGGCCUUAUGCUGAUCCUUUUCUUUAAUCUUUUUGGCCAAAGCUGAUUUGGGGUACCGUUUUUCCUGGUAAUAAAGCUUUGAGUCGUCUAACCACCAUCGUUAUAGCAUGGAUGUGUUUUUCCAUCUGUUUCCCCUGGUUUUACAGAUGUAUGCUUAGGUUAGUUGUGGCAAAUGUAACUCUACAAAGAGGAUAUACUAGAAUUUUAUUAGCCUGUGAUUGUUCUUGACCUGGACUUGUAACAAUUGUGACCCCAGAAAUAAGAUAGCGUUUGUUUUAGCCCAUAUUUUCAUAAUAAAGGCUUAACCGUAUCUUUAGAAUA